Oncorhynchus keta (chum salmon) is the source of this 2377-nucleotide messenger RNA. It is a transcript of the gene sdhaf1, whose product is annotated as succinate dehydrogenase complex assembly factor 1. Gene Ontology annotation, cellular component: mitochondrion. The coding region runs from base 1757 to 2005 and encodes 82 amino acids. The transcript is spliced from 2 exons. NCBI's taxonomy places the organism in Eukaryota, Metazoa, Chordata, Actinopteri, Salmoniformes, Salmonidae. The record is from RefSeq and is a predicted model, not a curated record. Gene Ontology annotation, biological process: mitochondrial respiratory chain complex II assembly.
AGCUAAUUUACCCCUGUAAGGCUACACGCUAGCUAUCUAGCUCAUUGACUUCAACCCAUAUUGUGGUGUUUCGGGUAUCAGUCUAUAUGUAAAAUGUGUUGUAAAGUUUUCCUCUUUGUUGUUCGUAUAGGUCAAUCAGAAAGCGCGCAAGCUAGAAGUUCUCCGAUUUUAUUGAUGUGACUCACUGAUAUAAUACUGUUGCUGUACUGACCAUACUUUAUUAAUCGUCAGGGAUAAUAAGGUUCAUGGGCUGUCAUCAAAUCAAAUUGUAUUCCUCACAUACUUAAUAAACAACAGGUGUGGACUAACAGUGAAAUGUUUAGUUAUGGGCCCUUCACAACAAUGCAUAGAUAUAUUUUUGGGGAGAAGUAAUAGAAAAGUAAAACGCAUUAUAAAAGUAAUAAUAGAUAACUUGGCUAUAUACAAGCGCAGCCCGGUUCAAGACUUUUGGGGACCCUAAGUAAAAUGAGGUUGGGGGGCCCUCCACCCCAUGAUAAAACAUUAUAGUGGCCCCCUUCUUGACAGUGGAGAGAAAUGUAUGUUUUCCUGCAAUGCUACUCAUUUUGCCAUCGGGUGGAGAGACAUUUUUGCAGUUUUGAAGCUGAUUUCCUGCAAUUCUACACAUUUUGUAAUGACUUAUGUUAAUAUGAUAUCUGUGAGAAUUACUUGCAAAAGGAAUAGGGGCCCCCUGGAGGUCAGGGCCCCUGGGCACUUGCCCUGCGUGUCGGUCGGUAUUCGGCCAUGAAUACUACAAGUUUAGUUAACUGGCUAGACUAACUAACAAUCUAAAAGUUGUUAGCUGACAUGGCUAAUUGAGCGGCUGUCAGUGACUGAUAUAACAAGAGCAAAACUGCUGAUGCACAACCAAAUUUCAAAAUUGCACCUGGUGUAUUCUACUAUUCUUACUCUCGUCUAAAUAGUAAGUUUAGACCCUGACUGAGUUCCUUGGGGUCCCCUAGCAGCUGGGGGCCCUAAGCAACUGCUUAUGUCGCUUAUGCCUGGAACCGACCCUGUACAAAGGGUACCGAGCUAAUUGAGGUUGAUAUGUACAUACAGUUAAUUCGGAAAGUAUUCAACCUCUUCCCUUUUCCACCUUUUGUUACAUUACAGCCUUAUUCAAAAAUGUGUUAAAUUAAUUUCCUUCAUCAAUCUACCGUAAUUUCCGGACUAUAAGCCGCUAAUUUUUUCCCACGCGUUGAACCUCGCGGUUUAUACAAUGACGCGGCUAAUUUAUGGAUUUUCCCGCUUUCACAAGAUUCAUGUCGCCAAAAAACUGAGCACCGUCACAUAAUGUGAAGUAAAUCGAGCGCGCUCAAACUUCCCAUCAUUCUGAUUACGGUAGUCAUUUUGUCACCCUCAUCAUGGCAAAGACACGGAGAAAUGCAUAUGAUGCAGCUUUCAAGUUGAAGGCGAUCGAUCUGGCUGUUGGAAAAGGAAAUAGAGCUGCUGACAGCGUGGAGCAUUGUCAAAAAAUCCACUAUCAUCAACGGGUUUUGAAAGGCUGGACUGCUGCGUGUUGAAGAGGGCAGCGAUCCAACAUCGGAUGAAGCUAUUCAACUCCGACACCGAAGGAGAUGACUUCAGUGGUUUCAGUGCACAGGAGGAGGAAGAUGGUGACCAUUGACUUUCUCGGUUUAGGAGACACUUCAUCUACACUCUGAUGCAUUUGUGACUUAGUCAACGGUGAGACUGCUUAAUCUUUCGGUUAGUCGUCCUCCCUUGUCAACUGUGUUGCUGUUGCCCUGUGUUCCACACCAUGGCACGCCACAGUAAGCUGCAAAAACAGGUGUUGUCUCUGUACCGCCAGUUCCUGCGUGCUGGCCAGGACAAGCCAGGCUUUCUACCCAGGAUCCGGGAUGAGUUCCGAGAGAACUCCAGCAUCAAGAAGACUGAUGUCAUGCACAUAGAAUACCUUUACCGGCGCGGACAGAGACAGCUAGACCAGCUGAAAGAUGUGAACACAAAGCAACUAGGAACUUUCUCCAAACCUAAGGCAGAGCGAUAACCAACACUAUUUCCGUCUCCACACCCUCUGUUGUAGCUACCUCUAGUUAUGUGGAUAAUACACCAUUAUCCAUUGUGUUACGUUCAUCAUUCACUAGUCAGAUUACUACUUUCAAUCUGCAGCUGAGUAAGUGCAGUCAUUGUCCUAAGCAAUGGCCAUUGUUCUGAACUGUAUAAAAGUACCAAUGCACUGUACUCUUUCAUAGAGCUGGAUAGCACUGAUGAUGAUGAUGAUAAAUGUUUAAGUCAAUCUCUGGCCAGUGAGUUUGUUGGGUUGAGCAGACCAGUUGCUCUGGUCAUUGUUGUAAAAUACUUACUUUCAUCUUGCUACAUUUACCUGUUGAGUGUUUUGGAUUAAAGACUUUUAUCAUCA